AUGGAUAUAAACAUGGAACUGCACCAUCACCACCAACACACAAGAACCACCGACAUUUCCAGUCCAACCACCAGUUCCAACUCUCACCAUGAAUCGUCCAUGUCAAUGUCGAUGUCGAUGCCGACCGUCUUCACAACCAGCACACAAGUAACGAUCCUCUUCACCGGCUGGACCACCACCUCCAUCCCGUCCUACGUCCUCACUCUCCUAUUCCUCUUCCUCCUAGCUAUCCUCAACCGCUUUCUCACAGCUUGGAAAUCCCAACUGGAGCGAUCAUGGAAAAAUGACAAUCGACAACCCUCACCGACUCAUACCGUGACCCUUAGCGCUGUCCCACGCAGGGCCGGCUCUCGAAUCGCAAAGGAAAGACUAAGCCCGUUGCCGCGGUAUAUGCGGAUCGAUGAAGAAGAACGCCUUGAUCAUUUCCCUCAGGAGCACGAAAAUACUGAAGAAUCAGAUGAUGCGACAGCCUCUUCGUUAAGUAGGCUCCGAAAGGCCUUCCCAACGCAGAAACGAUGGCAGGCGAGUCGAGCAUGGAGUAUUCGUCAAGAUGGGCCUUUCUCGGUCUUGGAGUUUGUCAAGGCGGGGAUUGGGUAUUUUUUGAUGCUCGCCGUCAUGACCUUCAACGUGGGCGUUUUCUGCGCCGUUCUUGCCGGCAUCUUCGUCGGCGAGUUAGGAUUAGGUCGUUAUCUAGGAACGGAGCCAGGGUGGGAGGACGGGGCAUGCCAUGGAGGAUGA
Molecule: messenger RNA, 738 nt
Organism: Aspergillus melleus
Lineage: Eukaryota; Fungi; Ascomycota; Eurotiomycetes; Eurotiales; Aspergillaceae
Gene: crmD
Product: putative copper transporter crmD
Exons: 2
Coding region: 1-738 (245 amino acids)
Biological process (GO): copper ion transmembrane transport; intracellular copper ion homeostasis
Cellular component (GO): plasma membrane
Molecular function (GO): copper ion transmembrane transporter activity
Source: RefSeq, a predicted model, not a curated record